GUUUUGUUUUGUUUGCCAAUGUGGUCGCCUCUGAAACUGUCCUGUUUCUGAUUGCAACUCUUGAAGAAACGGCAGAGUCGUCUUCUUGCAUGUGUUGGGCAUUCAUGUAAGAUGGAGAGAACAUAACAUAUGAGAGAGGAAGUUAGGAUCUCAUUUGUUUUGGGACUUUUAAAACAACAUAUCAGUGAGGUUGUUUCAGAUGUGUGCAAAAUGCGAUGAUCGUUGCAGUUGCAGAAAUGCUCAACUAUCUUCAGAGGAAAAGAAGAAUGCUGAGGAUUCAAACAACUUUGUUUUUCCAAGAAGCUCUUCCCAGCUGUCAGCAAUUAGUAUAAUGUCUGAGAGUAAUGCACCUGAUCUUGUUUACAAGAGGAAGAAGUUACCAGAAAACUCUGUCACAAUUCUUUCAGCGAGUGAUGUGAAAAACCUGAGAACUGGUGAUUGCCUUUCGUUUAUACAUUCUGAUGCUCCUUCAUAUGCUGGUAAGGACCAAUAUGUUCAUUUCGGAAAAGGGGAACUGUCAGCAGUUAGUAUAAUGUCUGAAAGUACGGCACCUAAUUUUGUAUACAAGAGGAGGAAGUUACAGGAAAACUCUGUAACCACACUUUCAGCAUGUGAUGCGCAAAACCCAAAAACUGGCGAUUGCCUUUCGUCUAUACAUUCUGAUGCUCCUUCACUUGCUGGUAAGGAACAGUAUGUUCAUUCUCAAAAAGGGGAACUGUCAGCAGUUAGUAUAAUGUCUGAAAGUACUGCACCUAAUUUUGUAUACAAGAGGAGGAAGGUACCCGAAAACUCCGUCACCAUACUUUCAGCAUGUGAUGUGAAAUAUCCGAGAACUGGUGAUUGCCUUUCGUUUAUACAUUCUGAUGCUCCUUCACUUGCUGGUAAAGACCAACAUGUUCAUUCUCAAAAAGGGGAUCCGAAUGGACCAUGUUUAUGCAAUAGAGAGUCCACUGUUCUAAAAUCACAGUCUUUCCAUGGGUUCUCUGUUAAUGAGGAAUUAGUUUCUGAUAAAACACCUAAAGCUAGUGUUCCAAAAGGUUUAGAGGUAGACAGUGUAAAUGAUAGUUGCUCAUCAUCAAAGUCAAAUAUGGAGAACGUGUCCACCUCCAAUAAGACUGAAGUAGAUGAAACCGCUGAGUGCUCCUCUUCUAGUGCAAUAGUUAUGGAGGCUGUGGGAGAUCUGUCUGAAAAGGAUUUCUGCAUUUCUAUUCUCAGAACUCAUGGGCUGCUCGGGGAAGUUCAGACCACUAGGAGCUGUGAGUCUGCUGAAGACAUUAGUACCAGUAAGAGCUGUCAACGGUCAUGCAAAAUCUGUAAUCGUUCAGAAACCGCUCAGAAACUGCUAAUUUGUGAUAAUUGUGAAGAGGCAUUUCACAUGUCAUGCUGCCAGCCACGUAUAAAGAAAGUACCUAUAGAUGAAUGGUUCUGUCAUUCCUGCUUGAAAGAGAAACAUACACUUCUAAACGAGAGAGUUAGAAAAUUUCCAAAUAUCACUAGUGUCAUGAGCAGGAAUGCGUCAUCUAAGGAUGAAGUAAAUCCCAUACUAUUGAUGCUGAGAGACACUGAACCAUAUAGAACUAGUGUGCGAGUUGGCAAAGGUUUUCAAGCGGAUGUUCAUGACUGGUCUGGUCCAAUAAACAAUGAUGGCAUUGGCGAACCAUUGGAAUUACAUCCUUCGGAGCAUGCUAGACUGCAUGAGUUGAGCUCUAGCAAACCCUCAAAAGCUCGCCCUAUAAGUAACUGGAUUCAAUGCCGAGAAGUUGUUGAUCCUGAAAAAGGAAUAAGAUGCGGAAAGUGGCGCAGGGCUCCUCUCUUUGAAGUCCAAACUAAUAACUGGGAGUGCUUCUGCUCUAUCCUGUGGGAUCCAAGCCAAGCUGACUGUAAUGUGCCUCAGGAAUUGGAAACAGAUGAAGUUCUAAAGCAACUGAAGUAUGUUGAGACGCUGAGGCCCCGGCUCUCUGCUCAACAACAUAAUUUGGGUCGCGCCAACAGCACUGGUGAUUUACAAAACCGCAGAAUAGAUACCAAAAGUUUACAAACUCUCUGAUACGGUGAGAACUCAUUGAGAGUGUUACCUUGUACAUUGAUUUCAUAUAUAUCAAAUGGGAGUUGGCUUUCACCACAGUUAAUUGGACUAAAAAUUUUGUUGUCGGAGUACAAUGGCUUCUGCGCCUCCCAUUUUGGUGUUGUUUGAUAUUC
This is a messenger RNA of Fragaria vesca subsp. vesca, 2199 nucleotides long. RefSeq lists its product as uncharacterized. The record is from RefSeq and is a predicted model, not a curated record. Bases 200 to 2047 code for a protein of 615 amino acids. Lineage: Eukaryota; Viridiplantae; Streptophyta; Magnoliopsida; Rosales; Rosaceae. Gene Ontology annotation, molecular function: zinc ion binding. Gene Ontology annotation, biological process: chromatin remodeling. The transcript has 8 exons.